AUGGGGCUGCCUCCAACCGAGCAACUCUAUCCCUGCAGUGGAUGGACAAUCGACGUAGUGUAUGCGAGCCUCAACCCUGCUCUCCCCGCAUUACGGGCGCUGCCAUCCCCAACCCGAAUGAUCGAGCUAGCCAAGUCGAGUCCCCCGCCGCGCUGCGUCGAGCAGGCGGGCCCGGAUGAGCGCCAGCUGCACGCCUUGCCCCCGAUGUCCCAUAAGAGUGCUAUCUAA
Molecule: messenger RNA, 228 nt
Organism: Penicillium maclennaniae
Lineage: Eukaryota; Fungi; Ascomycota; Eurotiomycetes; Eurotiales; Aspergillaceae
Exons: 1
Coding region: 1-228 (75 amino acids)
Source: RefSeq, a predicted model, not a curated record